Phasianus colchicus (ring-necked pheasant) is the source of this 3634-nucleotide messenger RNA. NCBI's taxonomy places the organism in Eukaryota, Metazoa, Chordata, Aves, Galliformes, Phasianidae. The record is from RefSeq and is a predicted model, not a curated record.
CUGCGCCGCGAGGAGGCGGCGGGCGGGGAGACAAAGGGGCUGCCCCGCGCGGGGCACGGCUGCGGGCUGCGCCGCUGCUCGGGGAGAGCGGAUCCGCGCGCUGCCGGCGCGUCGCUUCUCACGCGCCUCUUCUGUGUUACUGCUAAGGCACCUCUGUCGCGGCGUCGACUUCGGCGUGCCCGGCCGGGGAUGUGAGAGGCGGCGCGACGGUCCUCCUCGCCGAGAGCCUGCGGUUGCGGUCGGCUGAAGGUUUUGGAACGGAUGUUGGAAGAUGUUAGCUGUGGAUACUGGGCUUGUGGAGGAAUGGUUAUCGGAGUUCAAGACACUGCCAGAAGCAUCCAUAUCCAGCUAUGCUACAAACCUGAAAGACAAGAGUGCUCUGAUUUCAUCUCUUUACAGAGUAAUUCAGGAGCCACAAAGUGAACUUCUGGAGCCAGUCUGCCAUCAGCUCUUUGAGUUCUAUCGCAGUGGUGAGGAGCAAUUACUACGAUUCACACUGCAGUUUCUGCCCGAACUGAUGUGGUGCUACCUUGCUGUCUCAGCCAGCAGAGAUUUGCAAAGCAGUGGAUGUAUAGAAGCCCUUCUUCUAGGAGUGUAUAACUUGGAGAUAGUUGACAAAGAAGGACACAGCAAAGUGCUGAGUUUCACUAUUCCAUCUUUGUCCAAACCUUCAGUAUAUCAUGAACCUUCCAGUAUUGGCUCCAUGGCUCUUACUGAAGGAGCUUUAUCCCAGCAUGGUCUGUCCAGGGUUGUGUACAGUGGACCUCAUCCUCAGAGGGAGAUGUUGACAGCACAGAACAGGUUUGAAGUGUUGACUUUCCUUCUGCUCUGCUACAAUGCUGCCUUAAGCUACAUGCCUGCAAUUUCUCUUCAGUCAUUGUGUCAGAUUUGCUCAAGAAUUUGUGUCUGUGGAUAUCCUCGCCAACAAGUGAGAAAGUAUAAGGGAGUAAACAGCAGGAUUCCAGUUUCAUCUGAAUUCAUGGUGCAAAUGCUAACAGGGAUUUAUUAUGCCUUUUAUAAUGGAGAAUGGGAUCUGGCUCGUAAAGCUAUGGAUGACAUUUUGUAUAGAGCACAGCUGGAACUGUAUCCUGAACCUCUGCUGGUUGCUAAUGCAAUAAAAGCUUCACUGCCUCAGGGUGCCAUGAAGUCUAAUAAAGAAGGUACAAAAUGCAUUCAGGUUGAAAUUACACCUACUUCAUCCAGGAUAUCAAGAAAUGCUGUGACUAGCAUGUCUAUCCGAGGGCACAGAUGGAAAAGACACGGAAAUACAGAUUUAGGAAUUGAAGAAGAACUGAUAGAAGUAUCUGAAACUGAUGAAGGGUUUUACUCUAGGGCUGCUUCUAGCACAAGUCAGUCUGCCUUAUCUAACAGCAGCAACACGAGCAGUAAGAACCUUUUAGGGAAGAGCCAACGAAGAUCUGGAGGAAGCAAAGCUGCAGGAAGAGAAAAAGAAGGAGAGACUUGUAGAGAACACUUGUCACGAAAGCAAACUCAGAGAGCCCUGAGUGAGAACCUAGAGCUUGUCUCUUUGAAGAGACUGACACUGACAACAAGCCAGUCCCUGCCUAAACCUGGUAGCCAUAGUUUGGCCAGAACUACCACGACUGUUUUUAGUAAAUCCUUUGAACAGGUCAGUGGUGUCACAGUUGCAAAUAAUCGUGGAGGUGUAUCUGGUACAGAGGCAAACAGGUUCUCAGCUUGCAGUCUCCAGGAGGAAAAGCUUAUCUAUGGAACAGAAAGAACAGACCUCCCAGUAUUAAGCAAACAACCUAAUCAACAGCGACCUCCUAGUAUUAGCAUAACUUUGUCAACAGAUUGAUAUCAUUACAUUGGCAAAAUGAAAUAUGGGGUUUUAUGCAGGUAUUGGUACUGUACCUUAAGCUCCUAAUACGUCCUAUGUUACUUUCUUAACUCUCCAACCUGUAAAUUCUUAUUCUGCUCACAUUUGACGGUAGUGGUAAAUAGAGUUCUAAUUAUUCUGCAUCAGCUUCUAAUAGGUCGGAAAGUUCCUCUCUGACUUCCUGCAUUUAUCCUCCAGUUGUUUAUGACUUCAUGCAGUUUACAUCUUUACCAAAUUAACAAAUAUUGUUUGUUCAGCUACUGACCAAGAUGUCUGGCUUUUUAUGAAUGCACUAUAUGGGAACAGAGAGAUCCUCUAUCCCAGAUUCUACUAUUCACUACUGCUUAGCAUACUUAAAACUGCAAGUAUCUCUUUUAAGAGGAGCCUUGCAGCACGAGUAUAACAUUUGGGAAUGGCACUGUAAGAAUAUAAGUGCUCUUCUGUGAGUUAUGAGGAAGGUAUACUUAUACGUAAGGUUAAAACUAGAAGCAUCAGUUAUGUUUGAUGUUAUGGUGGUUUUUGUUAGUAUACACUGCAGUAUUCAUACUUCUGUAUGCCUACAAGUAUCUGAGGUAAAGAUGCAUUUUGUUUUAUAUAUGAAUCUUUGAAACUGGGCCAAAUGUCACAUGGUAGCAGUACGUGUGGAUGGCAGUUCUUAUCACCGACUGUAAUAGUCACUUUUCAGACAAGUGUGACUGACUCUGUAUUCCUUUCAGUUUCUUAAAUGUUGAGCAUAAAACUUCUCAUGGAAGAGUUGCUGUCAUCAGUAUUUGUAUUAUUUAUGAGGAAGAGAUGUGCUUAUGUGGAGGUAUCAUGUAGAAAAUAAGGGAUGAGCCCUUUGCAUGAAUCAAACAAUUCAGGAGUGUAACUGCAUUUACCACGAACUUGUUACUUGAGACUAAUAGUACCAAAGGAUGUGUACUUUUGGAAACUUGGAAGCACAAAGGGAAAUUACAAUGUAAAUAUAACUAGCAAUGUAAUUGCUAGUGUUUUGUAUCUAUUAUUUUUCUAGUUAGAAAUUGUCAAGGUGUUCUAAGUUACCUGACCUGUACGGUGACCUUGUUUGAUACCAAUUUUUAUAAGCUUCGGGCUUUAAUUAAAAAUAAACAUUAAAAUGGUUUAUGUGAAAAUCUGGAGAAGCAAAAAAUCAGUGGCAAUGAUGAUCUGAUAGACAGCUAAUCAUGGUGCGUGUGGAAUCGGGGUGAGGAUCUAAUGGCUGGUCAUUCCCAGCAGUCCUGAUUUCUGCAGCUAGUGAUCCUUUGUUGUCAAGGACAUAGAAGGACCUCGGAACAGACUCAAGCACUAACAUUAACAUUCUGGUAGACUUUCUGAUCUGCCUAGACGUGAAUGUUGGUGUCCCUUUUUAACUUAAACUGAAGCACAAGUAACAUUUAAACAGCUAAUGUUAUUCAGGUUUAUAGUUGAUUAAUUAAUGAAAAGAGAUGAGAAGACGUAGCUGAUAGGGGGUUAGUUGUAUGAUUCUACUUCUAAGACAGCAAACUAGUCGUGUGCAUUUCAUAAUAUUCCUUCAACUUGUUGAAGUAGCUGCAGCAGCCUAUGGGUGUUUGACUUCAGCUGAGUCUGAGUGUAAAUGAAUGUACCACGCUUUCUCAUUCAUGUUCUUCAGUUUGUUGAAAAACUGUUUUGUUUUAGCAGUGUAGUAUUUCACCUUCUCACAGUGAAAUGUCUUCUGAAUUGUACAUGAAAAUUUACAUUCCUGUUGUACAAACUACAGACUUGUCUUGUUUAGUGUUUAAUACUUUGGCCAGUAAAAUAAACUGGUAGUUUUUGAAA